GAUCGAAGUCACUUUCAACGAAUUCUUUAAACCGAAGAGGAUAUAGAUAUUCAUAUCAGCACCAGAUAUUUGUUUCUGAACGUUCCAGUAAAAUUCUACUGCGAGAAAGUUCGGUACUCAAAUUACCUUUUUAAAUUGAAAAUGACGCCUACGUUCCGUUGGGUGUUCCUGUUGGCGAUGGUGGGCCGCGCCGCGAGCGUGCCAAGGCCUCUCGUGGUCGACGCUUGCGCCUUGCUCUGCAAUCCCGGAGCAGAGACUGAAUCCGAGCGAGAGCGGGAUCCGAACCUAUUUCCCCGAUAUCCCAAAGUAAACUGCAAGCUUCAGUCCGGCAGCGACGAGCACCAGUCAUGGAUUAUUGCCAGCCACUGCUUGAAACUGUGCAGCUACGACCUGUCAAUCUCUUCGGAAGUUAACUGUUUCGCUCUGAGAUCGUCUCUCGGAGCGAGUUUAGGAUGUUAUUGUGAAGCUUUAACACCCUUGAGUCCGAACACUAUGCGGCUGCACGAAAGUUGGAGGCUCGACUUUUUGGUAAAGCAAUUGGCGGAGGAUAUCGUGACGAAUAUUCUCAAUUCCCCUCUCGAUACAAUCAUCCUGUGUGAGCUUCACGAGGAGCUGUUCAAGAAUCAGACAGAUACGUUAGCCAAAGGAAAGCUAACGGACGCGUGCGUCAGAGAUCAAACUAAAGUACGUAGAAGGCGAGGUGCUGAGAAGAAAACGGAACAACCAGAUGACCCGAGUCCAAGGCAAACUGAACGAGAUACUGAGGAGAAAACGGACCAACUAGAUGAGCCGGUGCCAAAACUAUUUAGUUCAUGUGAACGAGAUGCUGAGGAGACAACGGACGAAACAGAUAACAUGGUUCUAGAACGAGAGGAACGAGUUACUGAAGAGAAAACGGAUCAACCACAAGCGAAAAAACAGACGGAUGAAGACCAGGACGCAACGGUGGAAACAUCAACCGACAUGCCGGACAUCGACGAACUAGGCAAGACCCUGCUUGUGAUGAAUAAAAUGUUCUCCGUGGUUAGAGAUGACAGUCCAGAACUUAUCAAACUUCCUCUAGACGAGCGUCCCCGAGAGCCGAGAGAAAUAUUGUUGAAUCCAAAUGAAGGUCAGGAUCAGAACCAAAACACCGAGGACUCUAUUAGUGAGGACAAAAAGUGCAAGGAAAUAUGCACGUACACCAAAACUUCUGAAAACUGUAAUUGCGAAUUAUACGCCCAGAGUUAGAAAGUUGAACAAUUACUUAAAACAUAUACGUGAAUAAAACAUAAUAGGCAGGAGUUCGCGUAGAAAGGAGGUGCGGGGCAUGAAUUUAUCUUAUAGAUUAAUGGAUUCGUUGUAUUAAAGGCAUUUCUUAUCGUAAUUAUGGAGACGUAAAAGAGAAAUAAAAUCUGAAACAUGAUUUUAUUUCUUACUUUUGCUAUUCAAAUUGAUUUUUGCCACGUCAAUUUAAUAUAUAAUAAUAAUUAUAAUACGUAAGAAAAACUAAUAAAUUAUUUGGUACUUGAAUUAUUAUCUGUUGAAAUGCUUUGUAAUAUGCGUAAUUCCAAAAAUUGUAUACUAUUAUUAUUAGUUCGUCAUGAUUCAAGGGUUAUAAAAAUAUCAGUAUGCCUUUCCAUACAUUAUUCCAUUCUUAAAUUUUGUAUUCUUCUAUUUUUAAUAUACAUGUGCUUUUUAUAUAUGUGAUUUGAAUUCUUCUUU
Messenger RNA from Vollenhovia emeryi, 1704 nucleotides. RefSeq lists its product as uncharacterized. The coding region runs from base 142 to 1230 and encodes 362 amino acids. The record is from RefSeq and is a predicted model, not a curated record. Lineage: Eukaryota; Metazoa; Arthropoda; Insecta; Hymenoptera; Formicidae. The transcript has 2 exons.